Molecule: messenger RNA, 4308 nt
Organism: Trichoderma virens Gv29-8
Lineage: Eukaryota; Fungi; Ascomycota; Sordariomycetes; Hypocreales; Hypocreaceae
Product: ankyrin repeat protein
Exons: 5
Coding region: 1-4308 (1435 amino acids)
Molecular function (GO): protein binding; ATP binding
Source: RefSeq, a predicted model, not a curated record
AUGUCUUCGCACUACAGCAUAUCAAACAGUAAUAUUGGGGAUAAUGCUCGCGUUCGUGUGGGUGAUGAUGUAUUCAUCCAACAGAGCGAUAAUUCUCCACAAGCUUUAGCUAAAAAUAAUCACAAUAAUAUUCGGAAGUUAAGAACACCAGGUACAUGUGAAUGGUUGUUAAAAAAGCCUGACUUCAAGACAUUUAUAAAUUCAGAGACGGAUUCGAUUCUCUGGAUACAUGGAGCCGCGGGAUGCGGAAAGUCCAAGUUAAUCGACCAUAUUGGUAACAAUUCUAACGCCAAGAACUUCCAUCUACUGUUUUUUUAUGUCGACUAUCAGCAGAAAGAAAACCAACCUUACUAUGCUAUGCUAGAGACAUUCAUUCAGCAAGCACAAGGCAACGAAAAAGGUUCCCGCCCACAAAAUCAAAAGGACGAUACGAAUGAAAACAAGCUCUUUAGAAUUCUGAAUGAGGAUCAGAAGCAUGUGUGCAUUGUUAUCGAUGCAGUGGAUCAGCUUCCUGAAAUAGCCCAGUCUAAGUUAAUCGGAAAGUUGAAUACCAUUUUUCAGGAACGCAAGAACAAUCGUCGCAAGCGUCACCUUGCUAUUAUCAUUAGCUCUCGCAAUCGCGAUGGGUGCAAAGAACUUCAAAAUCAUAACCUGUUUGAGAUCCAAGUCAAUCGUGAUGAUAACAGCGACGAUAUUCGAAAAUACUUGGAGAACGAGCUACCGUUGAACCGUUUCAAAAAUAAUCCAAAGCUAAGGGACCAGGUUCUAAACGAUAUAGCAAAUAAGUCAAAUGGGUUAUUCUUAUGGGCAAAGCUAAAAACAGAAACUCUUCCCAAAAUGGUGUUGGAAAAAACCGCGGAAGAGUUUCUUAAGCAAAAUAUUAAAGCUCUAAAGAUGGAUCAAGUCUAUAAAGAGUAUGCUGUUGCAUUUGAAGCUCUUUCGGGGGAAAAAAACCGCGUUGCCCUAAGAACUAUGGCAUUUCUAUCCAACUCAGCGGGAUCAAUGCCCAAGAAUCUCUUGCUUGAAGCCCUCAAUGUCGCUACUUGUAUCGAGGAAGAAGCAGAAAAUUCUACAGGAAUCAAGAAUUCCAACGAUGACCUGUACGGUAUCGUUCAAAUAUGCAAUCACCUAAUCGAAAUAGACGAAAAACAGGGAGUCUUUCGCUUCUGUCACGCGUCCGCCUUCGAAUUUUUCCGAGAGCAUGAUCAAACGCAAGCUCAUAAGCUAAUUACACAAGUCUGCCUAGCAUAUCUAUGCUCACGGGAUAUUUCCCAUGGAUACGACCGAGAUGCAAAAUGGUACAAUGGCAGGCUUGAACCCAUUAUACAGAAGCAUCCAUUUUUAGAGUUUGCGUCUUGCAAUUGGGCAAAUAGCUAUAAAGAAAGUGCCUUCAAAUAUAAAGAAGAGAACAAAAGUGACAGGGUGGUUGAGUUAUUGAGGAGGCUUCUCGGCAAAAAGAAGAAGAAUUUUCUCCUGUCUUUCCAAAUCUAUAUGCUCAGCCUGCGCGAUGAUAUACCGGGAGGUAUUAGCCAUGAGCACAUCAUCAGCUGCCUCGGCCUCGACGACCUUUUAGAUUUCUUAAAAGACGAAAAUAUGCUCGACUUACAGAAGGUUGAUGAGGAAGGAUUGUCGGCAAUUCAUUGGGCCAUCCGUAAGGGGGUCAAACAGAAGACUGCUGCCGGACAUUCCGCGAAUAGCGAUGUUUGCAAUGUUAUAGCAAAGCUGAUUGAGUAUGGAGGGAAAGUCGAUGCGUCAGAUAAAGAAGGUCGCACUCCUCUCCAUUACGCAGCUCGUUAUGGGCUUUCGGAAGUCGUGAAGCUGCUUAAAGUCAAGAAAGCCAAUCUGAACAUAACAGACAAGAAGGGCCAGACGGCUCUGAUUGCUGCAUGCAAAGAACACCAUGAAGAAGUCAUCGCUAUGCUGGUGAAAUAUGGAGCAGAUUUUAAGCCUCAGAGCUCCUAUGGUACCGCUUUACAGAUUCUCUGCUUAGUGGGAUGUUGCAAAUGCGUUGACUUAAUCUUCCGCCAAUACGAAGCCAAAGAUCGUUUCCGCAAAUUAUAUCCUCAUGGGGCAUCCAGCGCUAUCGCCAAACUUUUUCUUUCUCGAUACUACAUGGCAUAUUUUGGGGAAGGAAAAGGCACUUUUGGAACAUCUCUUCAUGCAGCAGCAUUCCACGGUCGCGAGGAUGUUGUGGAACUUCUCCUUAACACAGGCAAAGUCUAUGUUGGAGCAACACACCACAUCUAUGGCAGUGUCCUCACAGCGGCAGCUGCUGGGUGCAAUGUCAUCACGAAGAAAGAGCCAUACGAGAAGAUCUUUGGUCUAUUAAUCGCCCAUGGCGUUGAUGUCAACGAUGAGACUGGCACAAAGGGACCAGCUCUCCGCGCGGCUGCAUUAAAUGGCCAUAUAGACCUCGUUCAGCUGCUUUUAGACAAUGGCGCGAAAGACUGCUCGAAUAAGAGUGCUAGAGAGACCGCCUAUCAAGCUGCACGUAAAGGUGGACACACAGAUGUUAUGCGCCUCCUUCAGGAACGUGGCUUUGAUACUACUGCUGAAGGCAGCUCCGAGGACACAUCAUCUGGAACCUCCCACCUUCGGCAAGAAUUUUACAUGGCAGUUUUUACAAUAGCUGACCCAGGCAAUUUUGAGAAACUGUUCCAAGAAGCGGAAACCCGCAUGUGCGACGAAAUAGCCAAAGAUGAACUAAGCGCCAGGUUUUCCAUGAUGCUUAGGCUCACUAAGGAAAUAUUUAUUGAGACUGUGAAACUCGCUACCAGUAAGACGCACAGAGGAGAAUUGCAGACGACAAAGAGGCAUAUAUUGGCAGAAGCAUGGGAAGAGUGUGCUUCUCUUCUUUGCUUACUGCGCCGUGGCCCUCGCCGGGAUCGUUUACGUACUGCAGUCGGGUGCCAAUCGACAAGCAGUCAAGUCACUCCUGGAUCAAGUUCAUCCGUAGAUGGACUUAAUGGAUAUCCAGCUCCAUCAGAAUCUCAAAAUCCGAAUGAAGAACCCACUUCAAAGAUCUCCUUCCUACGAAAAAAGAAGCCUCUAUUCAUCACAGAUAAUUACGACUUUACCCGUCCAUUAGACUUAAUGACAAGAGCUGGAAUCGCCGUUCUUCAAAAGGCAAUCGAGGUCAACAACAUCGAAGCGAAGAAUGCGAUCGCUUAUACUUGGGUAGAUGUGAUGAACAACCUCAUGACAAGCAACACCGACGGCGAGUCACUGCUAAAGACGGUGUUGAACAGCCGUAUAGUCGAGUUUAAAGCAAGCGUGGUUGACGAAUUACGCGUGGUUGACCCAAGCUUAGGAGACAACAAAAAAUUGAGCAAGGCACAAGCCCUAUGCUGCGUUGCUGUUGAGAUGCUAUUAGUAACUUUCAGAAAUCGAGAGUUUGAGCGGCUAUCGUUUAUCCUCUCCAAACUCUACAACUCAGCAGCCAAUGAACUCGAGGAUCUUGGAGAACGUGGCCACCAAGCCGUGCGUGAUUUGCUGCAAGUUAUCGUAAAGGACUUUUCAGAUGUACUCUACUCAGGAGACCAGUUUGAAGUUCGAGUGUGUGCAAAUGCUGGCUUGGAGGUCCUAAGGCAAGCCGCUUUGAGCCCGAAGAAGAACCUGAUGAACGCAUAUGCCGACCAAUGGGUGCGGCAAUGGAGUCUUGUGAUUGAAAAAAACAUGGGUUACGUUAUUCGCGAUAUAAUCCAGGAUAGAUGGCAAGAGUACAAGAUCUCUUUAGAGGAGGAAAAAUACGACCAAGUCCUUAGCCUGGCGAUUACCUCUUUGAGCCUCAUUAGGGCAGCUUUUGAGCAGGAACUCAACGAAGUAAUAGAGGCUUUUAUGCCCACAGUGGAAACAGCCUUUGAGCAGACGAUGGAAAGCUUUCAAAGCAGCACAGAGGGUUUACGCCAAGUUCCACCCCAAGUUCUUGAGAGGGAGUUUUCUGAAGACCGCAGACACAUAUACGAAACCCUAGUCGAGGUGGCCUUCAGAUUAUUUUCCAUGGCAUGGAGUAAAGGACCCAAUCGUCUAGACAGUUUGGCUAAGACCAUUAUGCUUGGUAUUCAAGGCAUGUCAACCGAGGCGCGAGGCAAGCUAAAAGAAGUCAUCAUCUCUCAUUUUACAGCCGCCGAAAAUGGAACACAUAUAAUACGAAGAGAGAUAGCUCUCACAGUCAACUAUUUUCUCGCUGUGGCUAGAAAUUCAAAGGCGACUCAGUUCUCCUCGUGGAUAACAGAAAUAAUAGAAGAGCAUAAAGAGCGGUUGGGAUUCGAGGGGCGUAUCAUAAAGGAAACGCAAGUGAACCUCUAA